Aphidius gifuensis is the source of this 1089-nucleotide messenger RNA. RefSeq names its product semaphorin-2A-like. Gene Ontology annotation, biological process: positive regulation of cell migration; neural crest cell migration; axon guidance. The record is from RefSeq and is a predicted model, not a curated record. Bases 1 to 1089 code for a protein of 362 amino acids. The transcript has 6 exons. Lineage: Eukaryota; Metazoa; Arthropoda; Insecta; Hymenoptera; Braconidae. Gene Ontology annotation, molecular function: chemorepellent activity; semaphorin receptor binding.
AUGACACUGAAAAAUUUUGAAGUCAGUUUAAAUGAUAGCGUCAAUUGGAAAUCACCUUUUUCGCUUAAAUGUAGUGUUGCCAGAACUCGUAAGGCAACAGCAUUGAUGGAUCCAAAUGGAAUUACACUUUAUUCAGGUGUACCUCGCUUCAAUAAAAGCGACUAUUAUUCACCAUCUAUAUUUCGAACAAAUUUUAAAUUGAAAAAUAAGGGUGUUUUAGAUCCAAUUGAUAUUCAAACAUCACAAAAUUAUAAACGCAUAUGGCCACAUGGUGAUGAAGAUUAUGUAGGAUCAUUUUAUGUUGAUCACCAAGUUUUAUUUUUUUUCCAAGAAACUGGGAGUGUUGAUGAGAAUAAAAAAAUACAAAUUAUUGACGAAAUUUCUGCGGAAACCCACAGAGGACAUUCUGAUAUACCUGGAGGAGCCGAAACAUAUUUUCGAGUUGCAAGAGUUUGCAAAAAAGAUAAGGGAACAUCAAAAAAACCACGAACUUGGAGCACAUAUGCAAAAGCUAGACUCAACUGUUCAUCAUUCGAAACAAUGAGAAUUUGUGUAUUUCAUAUUGAUGAUAUCAACAGGGCAUUUGAUGGUGAUUUUAUGAAAAUAUAUUAUAAAAAUAAUGCAUUAUCAGAUCCAGUCAAUAUUCCCCAAGCAAGACCAAAACUUUGUCAAGAAAAUUUAAAAAACUAUCAUAGUACAAGUGGUGAUUAUUCAACCAUGGAUACAGUGAUUGAGCCAUUAAUGGAUGGACCAAUAUUUGAAUUGAAAAACGAGCAAUCAUAUCUUACAAAAAUUGUUGCUGAUAAAAUUAGUAAAAGUGUUUGUGGCAAUGUUGUUGAUUUAACAGUUAUUUAUGCUGGAACAAGUCAAGGUGAAGUUUAUAAAAUUAUUCAAUGGACUGAGCAGGGAAAAAUUAUAACAAAAUUACAAGAUAAAUUUCAAGCAAUUCCUGAAGAUGAGGAAAUAAAAGCCAUGGAAAUAUCAUCAAAGCAUCAAUCAAUUUAUGUUGCUUCAGCUCGUAGAGUUAAACAAAUUAAUAUGAAAAUAAGUGAGGACUUGAUAAAGAGUCUAUUUAAUCUUAAGUGUUAA